CUUUUAGCAACACCCAUACAUUUUUAACUAAACAUGUUCUCCUUUAAGAUUGUAGCAGUUGUUCUUCUGGCCACUACAUUACAAACACAGAGCAGUGUCGUUCAUCAACAACUACCAGUACCUGUCGCCCCAGCACUCAGAUACACCCUAGUAGCACCUCAGAAUGUAAGACCAUUCGCAGCUCAAGUCAGCACAUUCACCAAAGGUUUGAACAUCUACGCAGCACCAUAUGCUGCUGGUGUACUAGGAGGACCUGCCAUCAUACCCAGGAACUUUUUACCUUCUGCAUCUGUACCUGCCCCAUUACCUGCUGCUUAUCCUGCAGGUGCUAUAGCAGCUCCCUACUAUCCUGGACAAGUACCAGUUCAAGCUCCGUCCCCUUACUAUCCUGGAACAGUUCCUGCUGUAGCCGCUUCGCCAUAUUAUCCUGAACAAGCUCCUGCCUUCGCUUCGUAUCCUUAUAUUCCUGGUCAAGUUCCUGCUCUAGCAUCGUCUCCUUACCUUCCUGCACCUGUUGCUCCUGCACCUAUUGCUGGGGUAGCUCCUGCUCAUCUGCUUCCUGCUCCGUUCGCUCGGUCGGUACAUGCAGUGUCUCCUGCUGUCGGUCCUGCGGUUGCGCCUCAUUUGUCAGCUGCUCCAUUGUUAGGAUGAACAUAUUAGUCAUUAGAUAGUUUUGUAAUAAUUCAUAUUUUUCUAUUUGUAUAUAGACUGAAAUACAUUGUUAUUUUUAAGACGUAUUAUUUAUUCAUCUGAAAAAUAGCUCCUAGAGGGUAUGGUUCACACAUUAAUGAUCAUUUCCACAAUAUAUUCUCUAAUUAUCCCCUACCAGGGUGAAUAUGACUAAGUGAGUAUGAAAUCCUCAUUCUCCUCUUGUUUCAUCAUAUUUUCUUUGGAAAAAUCGAGCUAAAGCAUUGACAGAUUUGAAUUUUAUGAAGUUUGAACUGAUUGGUUUCCAUUGUAUGGUAUUUUACAAUCAUAUUUCUCCUUCAGUCAAUGUGUAUAUAGCCCCUAAUA
Phaedon cochleariae (mustard beetle) is the source of this 1014-nucleotide messenger RNA. NCBI's taxonomy places the organism in Eukaryota, Metazoa, Arthropoda, Insecta, Coleoptera, Chrysomelidae. The record is from the annotation of a GenBank genome assembly.